Messenger RNA from Aspergillus thermomutatus, 429 nucleotides. RefSeq lists its product as uncharacterized. The coding region runs from base 1 to 429 and encodes 142 amino acids. The record is from RefSeq and is a predicted model, not a curated record. The transcript has 2 exons. NCBI's taxonomy places the organism in Eukaryota, Fungi, Ascomycota, Eurotiomycetes, Eurotiales, Aspergillaceae.
AUGGUGGACGGAGUCCCCUCGGUACGUCUUGGAAAGGGCAAAGUAUCUGGAGAACGCCCCCAGGGUUUUAGGCCACGAAUCACCAAAGAAUUUCACGCCACUGGAAAUGAGAACGGGCUGCAGGGGCGAGACCUCCAGCUUGUGGGCCACAUGCUUGGACCGAUGUUCGACGAAUUAAAACUCGAUCUACAUAUGGCCGAGCUGCAUGGUCCAUUUGGGCAAGACUGGCAGCUGGGAUCACUCGGACGAGUUGGUGGUGACCUACGUAUCAUCACCGUUGUCAAGGAUCCCCUGUUGAGACCGUCGAAGAUGAACAGGGCAAUGACGAAGAAGAAGAAGAAGAGCCUAUUGAGCCCGCCGUUGUCUGUUGUGCUCCUCGAAAGAAGUCCAUUGUCCUCGUUUCGCCUUCGGUUGCCCCGGAGGGCGUGA